UUCAUGGAAUUUUGGCUUUUCAGCUUGGUGUCUAGGGUGGGAGGUGUACCCCGGUAACUGGCGGCAGGAUGUUCACGGCGGGCACAGAGAGUUUACUUCUCCAGGCCAGGGAGAUUCAGGAUGAGGAACUAAAGAAAUUCUGUUCACGUAUAACGGGACUGCUUCAAAAGGAAGACUUUGGAAAUGAGACCAUUGACUGUCUGCAAAGACUUUUCCUCAUUGUCUCAGCCACAAAAUAUUCUAGGAAACUUGAAAAGAAAUUUGUGGAGCUGUUGCUGUCAGCAUUGUAUUUUCCAAAAUCCCCUGAACAGGUUCAGGUUCUCUGUGCUGCAAUCGUGAGGGAAAUAUCACCUUCCGAGAACUUGACAUUGUCUCAUGACCACAUCCAAAAUAUAAAGCUAUUAAGCCUGGUGUCAUCAAUCCUGUUGGCUCAGGGUGAUAAAAGGAAUGAGGUGAGAGACGUGGGACUGCGAGUUACAAAAGUCUUUGAAGGUCGACAGCCUGAGGGACAGAGCUUAAGAUACCUCCUGCCUGUCUUAUCAAAGGUCAUUACCCUCUCACCAAAAGUCCUCAAGGAAGACCAGAUAAAUCUCCUCAACAAAAGGCUAAUUGACUGGCUUCGUUAUGCAAGUAUCCAGCAAGGAAUUGCACAGACAUCUGGAGGUUUCUUCUCUAAUCCCUGGGCAAGACAGCCUGGCCCCAUCACUGAGGUAGAUGGUGCAGUUGCUACAGACUUCUUCACUGUACUUUCCGUAGGCCAGCACUACACGGAAGAUCAGUGGCUGAACAUGCAGGCCUUCUCUAUGUUGCGUAAAUGGCUGCUAUAUAGUGGGAAUGAUGGAACAGACAGUCCAGAUUCAGCAGAUGAUAAAUCAGAGCUAGAGGGUUCUAUUAUGUCGAUGGUCUCUGCUACCUCUACCUCUAGUCGCCUACUUCCCCCAAAGGAGCGCCUGCGAGAGAAUGCCUUUGAGUACUGCCAGAGACUCAUUGAGCAGAGUAAUCGGAGAGCCCUGAAGAAACCAGACCAUGAGUUGCAAAAAGCUUGUCUGGUUGAAGCUGUGAUCAUGUUGGAUCUCCUGUGUAGGCAGGAUUCCUCCUUCAUCUACCGGACUCUCUCUUGUCUAAAGAUCUUACAUGGGCGGCUUUGUGGAGACCCAACUUAUGUUCGAGCACUGUUGCCAGUUGCCCAGUUCUUCCUGAAUCACAGUGAAGCAGCAGCAGUUGAUUCAGAAGCAGUUUAUCAGCAUUUGUUUACCAAUAUCCCUUCAGAGUUAUUCUACAACUCAAUGCUGGCCUUUGAGUUCAUCCAGUUCUGCAGGGAAAACAUCCACUUUUUCAAUGGAAACCUCAGCAUCUUCAGAUCAAACUUCCCAAACCUCUUCAAGUUCCUGGCAUGGAACAGUGCGUCCUUGAUCUCAGAAUUUGUGGAUAUCCUUCCUGUUUUCAUUAAUGCCAGUACAGCCAUUGAGAUACUGCAUGUCCUCCUUGACCUGCCGUGCUUGACUGCUGCCCUAGAUCUGUAUCUUAGGUCAUCAUCUCCUACAACUGAGAAGCCUCUCUGGGAUCCUACCCUAAAGCCCACCAGCUGCUUGGAUGGUUUCCGAGAUCCUCACUACAAGGCUCUCUUUCAGUACCUGCUGCGCACGAAAGCCAGGGGAAUUAUCAAGGGGUUGACGCCACUCCAUCAGCUACUGAAGCCCAUGGCCAGUUGUUCACGAGUUGUGCAGUGUGCGGAGACUGUCCCCAUUUUAAUACAGCUUUUCUUUACAGUGGUGACUGAGUUUGCAGAUGGGACCCUGAUAAACCAGCUGGUGGUGCUACUGUUGGAAAGAAGUGAUUUGCUUUUUGAUGUUCCACAGUUUAAAGCUGCCGUCCACAGAGUAAUGAGUUCCCAGCUUCUGGUCCUGUGUAAACUACAUCCUUCUCUUGUAGUUGAACUGUCUAAGGAACUACUGGAGUUCACAGGAACCAUCAGCAAUAUCGACAGCAAGGAGAACAUAUUCACCAAUGUGGUCUGGGCAGUUGGAGAAUACCUGUCUGUGGUCUAUGACAGGAGGUGCACUGUGGAGCUGAUCAACAAAUUCUUUGAAGCCCUAGAGGCCUUGCUGUUUGAAAUUACCCAGUUUCGCCCCUCUGCUACGCUUCCCAAGUGCUGUCCACGAGUAAUCACAGUUCUCAUGACCACAUUGACCAAACUAGUCUCCCGGAGUCAAGAUUUGAUUCCUAGAGUUUUCUUGUUCCUGUCCAAGGUGAGAUCUUUUGCUGAGAGUCCUGCUAUGACCUCUGUGUACAGCGAGGAAGACACAGAGACUAUCCUGACUAGGGCCACCGAGUUGAUGAACUUAUUGAAAAUGCCAAGUGUGGCUCAGUUUGUCCUGACACCAUCUGUAGAGGUGUCUAACCCACGUUAUCACCUUGACACGAAUACCUCCUUGCCUCUGGCCCUGAGGAUGGUCAGUCAGCUAGUUGAGAAAGAGGCUGGCCUUCUGCCAGGGUGAGGUGCCGAUGUGACCCGGUGCACGUUGGGGGACUCACAUUUAGACCCUAGACUUGUAUCGAGCUAAGCUUCUUACGGCAAGAGGUAAAUCCAAUGGGAAGACGUGACAGAAACAUGAAUCUAAGGAGGUACAUAUUAUGGUUCUCUUCUCUUCAACCAUAAAUGUUUUAUUUAUAUGUCCUUUCCUAUUAUGACUACACUGUGAGUAGUGCUGUUUUAAACAGACCCCAGAUCUGUGGUCUCAGUUUUGGACUUGAGGAUUGAUUAAAAUGAUGCUAUGCUCUCACUGGGGUUGGAGAUGGGUUUUCGUAGAAUCAAGGACUGUGCAAUACUUAUAUGUCUAGGGAAACACAUAGCGGACUCCUUUGGCAAGACAACAGUUGUCUGUUCACAUUUGUUCACUGAGUAAAAUCAGAUUUCUUUGCAGUUAGUUUCUAAGCAUAUUAAAGUAGGUAUUUUAUUAUAUCCAUUUUUUUCCACUUAAAUCUUUAAAUAUAAUACUCUUAAACAAA
Messenger RNA from Vombatus ursinus (common wombat), 3009 nucleotides. RefSeq names its product adaptor related protein complex 5 subunit zeta 1 (gene AP5Z1). The record is from RefSeq and is a predicted model, not a curated record. Gene Ontology annotation, cellular component: AP-5 adaptor complex. The transcript is spliced from 17 exons. Lineage: Eukaryota; Metazoa; Chordata; Mammalia; Diprotodontia; Vombatidae. Bases 69 to 2498 code for a protein of 809 amino acids.